Messenger RNA from Anopheles moucheti, 5996 nucleotides. RefSeq lists its product as uncharacterized. The record is from RefSeq and is a predicted model, not a curated record. The transcript has 17 exons. NCBI's taxonomy places the organism in Eukaryota, Metazoa, Arthropoda, Insecta, Diptera, Culicidae. Bases 1471 to 5166 code for a protein of 1231 amino acids. Gene Ontology annotation, molecular function: protein binding.
UCUGUCGUUUAGAAUCUUCUGCCAAUGUUGGGGCGGCCCAAUGGAGAACCACACAGCAAAGCAGAUCGUUUCGUGUGUGUGAAGCCGGCAAAAACUGGGUACAGAGAAGGACUCUUUGCUGCAAUGUCCGCCGUUGGUAAUUGCACCAGUUCGUUCGUUGCACGAUGAGCCCACCGAAUGGUGGAAAUGAAGCGGAAGGUGGGAAAAAAAACGUUACCGAGCAAGCAAGCAUUCCAUUCGCGGGUGAUUGUGGGAGACUUUGUGGGAGCUUCCUGCAGACGAGCCAACCAUAAACGAAAGGCCACUAAAGCAAGCGACACAAACCAAGCGAACGGGACGCCGUGGGGUGGAUUGGUGUGUAAACUGCAUUAGGAAAAACGUAUCGUAAACCUCCCACCAUAAACGUGAAGAGCGAAGAAAGCGACGAGUCCUGCUGUGGAAUGUGUGUUGCGGCGUAAUGUAGAGCAGACAACACCCCAAAAAGCUCUGGAGCAAGAAUUCAACCUCAACAAAAACAAAAAAAAAACAGCGGCCACUUAAAACAACGCCAACGAUCAAGAAAGCUAAACUGUCAAAAAGGGCACCAGAAAGCUUUUACUCGAUACGAUUUACCGAGCGAAAUCAGUGAAAAAAAACACACACAAACUAAAAUGGAAUAACAAAUGAAAACAAAACGGAAAAAAGCGAAGGACCAAAACAAGAAGGUAAAAGUAAUCGAAAAAAAGAUCAUUAAACAGUAAAAAAAAGGAGCAAAAGAAAAAAAUGGUACAAAAUGAGAUAAGGAAAAAGACGAACGGAGCGAGUUAAAUUGAGAGAAGAUGAAAAGGAAACAAGGAUAAAACCGGCACAAUGAAAUGGGACGUUGGGUGUGUGUGUGUCUGUGUGUGUGUGUGUAUACGGUGCGGUUUGCUUUACAGGCGAAGGACAAGUUUAAUUAAACGUUUGUGUUUACCUUGUGUUUUGCUUGGGUUUUGGUUAAAGUUCCCUCUUCUUUCCGGCCCUUUCUAGGUACUGUAGGUCCCGAAAGGAAACCAGCCACAGGGGGAAACGCGGAAGCUUUUCUUUUUGCGUAAAUGCUGUGCUGUGAGUGAGUGUGUCUGUGUGGGUGUGUGGGUGUGCGUUAAUAAAGUGCUUGGAUGUAGGAGUGUGUAAAAGUGUGUACGGUCAUUAAUUCCCACGCGCGCGCGCGCGCCCCCAUAUGGAGUGGUGGCGAAGGUUUUGAUGCAGAGGUAAGCGAAACCGGCGUGUGUGUGCUUUAUUUUAGUCGGGCAAGCUUAUCGCCACAUAGGAAAAGGCCCCAGUCAAUUUUCCAAAACACCCCCACCCCGUUUCCGGAAGUGUGGGUUAAUUGAGUGAGUGUUUGUGUGGUCCCUUGCCCGGGAAGUGGUAAGGUUAAGAGGGAAGUGAUAGAAGCUUAUAUAUACACGCACACGCGCGCAUACAGGAAGGGGAACGGUACUGGUCGAAAGGAUGGCGGUAAGCAACAUCGUGUGCGAGUGGUUGCGCGCCCUCGGGCUCGGCCAGUACGCGGAAAGCUUCCUCGACAAUGGAUACGACGAUCUGGAGAUCUGCAAGCAGGUCGGUGAUCCGGACCUGGACGCGAUCGGUGUACAGAAUCCGGCCCACCGGAGCAAGCUGCUUAAGAGUGUGCGGUUGCUGCGGGAGAAGGGUGCGGCCAGCGUUUACUUUCAGCUGAACGAUCCCAAGUCGCUGCUGUCGGACAACAGUGACAGCCUGGAGCGGGACAGUUCGCCGCUGAUGCUGAGCGAACUGGAGGCACUGUUGCAGGAGCAGCUGAAGGCGGACGGCGUUUGUCUGACGGCACAUCCGUACUCCACACCGGACGGUACGCGAGGCCAUCUGGAGGGGCUUGCAUCUGUGUACUGCGAAAUGUUGCUGGCCCCGUUCGGUGAGGUCCUUUCGGCGCUGGAGGAAGCGCGACAGCGUGCCUGGUCGGAACGAAGUCCGCACAGUUCGUCCGGGGGUGGCGGUGGCUUGAUACGGGGUCACCGUGGUAAUUCGUGUCACGGCGGCUUACCCAACAGCCACAGCCAGCCAAUUUACGUGCCCGGCAAAUAUUCGCCCUCCAGCUGUUUGUCCGAUAAGGAGGAGGACGAAAUUUAUGGAUUCGGGUACGGUGUGUUCGCUCCCCGGGUGGCCCGAACGACCCUCCAGUCACAGCAAGCGCAGCCAGGGCCACAACAGCAACAGCCGCAACAGCAGCAGCAACCACAACCCCAGCCACAACAAUCACAAAACUCCGCCAAUGUACCUGCCAACAGUGCUGCUGCUCAGCAAAGCUGCCUCAGCCCACGCUCAGCGUACUUCUAUGAAUUCCCCCCAACGGACGGCCGAGAGACCAGCAAAAAGCGGACGACCCUGGCGAGGCUCUUGAGAGGACUAAAGACUGUAAAUAGGCGUGAUAGAUCGAAUCAAAACACCACCGGCGGCACUGCAACGCAGUCAAGGUCACAGAACGAAAGACUGAGACACUUCCAAAUGAAUGGCGGUGGACCGCAGCCAAGUUUCGAAGAAACCAUACAGAGGCUAAAAAUACAGGAAGCACUACGGAAGAAGGAAAAAUUUCAACGCGAACACGAGGAGAUACUCCGAGACAUUCGGCAAGGUUUGCUGCAGCUGAGCAGAGACUCGAGAGACGACACGUACAUGUAUGACGAUGCGGUAACGAAUGUGAUGCGAAUGCCACAUCACCAAGGUCACUGGUACGAUGAGCCACCGUACGAGAGCGAUCCGGACGACUUCCUGAUGUCCGGCAUGCGACAAAUCGGUGCCGCCGGGUAUGCGGGCGACGGCGGAGGAGGCGGUGGUGGGGAUAGUGGCGGAGGGCCAAGUGCUACCAUACAGGGUGGCCGCGUCUGCUACAGCAACGGCAGGGAAGGACAGAGUGUGAUAUCGUUGCGGUCCGCGGGUGACAUUUCCAUACCGCAGCGGGGCCCCCGGCGGGGCCUAAUUGUACCCCAGCAGCCACCAAACCCUCCAACCAUUAUACCCCUCAAACACGCCCGAUCGCACGAUCGGGAAAGUGGCGAUUACGCCGGCUCAAUAUCGGAUCUACACAGCGUUACCUCCCGGUUGAGUCAGGUUUCGAUCGGUAUGAAUAACUGUACGGCCCGCUAUCGAACGCUCAGUGCCGGGCUGGGUGACGAAUCACCAUCGCCAUCGCCCACCCCAUCGUCCGAGUACGACGACAUCCUGCAAGCGAACGCACUGCAGCUUCAGAAGCAUCUGCAUCACCAGCAGCUGAAGCGGCUCGAUGGUGCGUGCGGUGGCACGGGUGGCAUCCCGGGGCAACCGGGGUCAACAUCCGGGCACAUCGGCAGUGCGGCAUCGUUGGCAGCGGCAGGCUCGUCAGCAACAGCGGCAGCUGGCAUCGGUUCGGUGGGAAACACAUCCGGCACCGUCGGUGGUAGUAUGGCACUUGCUUCCGGUGGUGCAUCCGGUGCCAAUCUGCCCGCCAUUCUGGGCGUAACGGGUGGGGCCGGGGGUGGCAGCAUCGGGGUGGACAUCAGUAGCGCGAGCACUAGCAACAGUACCACCACCACGAACGGCAGCGGUAACAGUAGCAGCAGUGCCAGCAGCAACAACAGCACCAGUACAAAAAACACUGUCAACAAUCUGAAAAGCCUCAAGGCGGCCAAAAACCGGAACAAUCUAUCGUCGUCCCUGACGGCAGCCGCAUCGUCUGCGGCGGUCUCGCACAACAAUAAAAAUUUAAGCAUAAGUCAACAGAUAGCUUUAGUACAUCACUCUAACGACGCUCGCACAUCGCCAAAGGAUCAUCUGCUGUUCGGUGGGACGGAACGAAACAAUCGGGACUACAGCAACUGCUUGGAUAGCAUCAGCGACCAAACGUUCCAACAUUCGGCCAGUUCGGUCGAAAGUUUGCCGAGUGCUUCCGGAUCGAGCACCCAAGCCCUGGUUCGUCCUGGCAGUCCUCAUAGUUCGCUGUCGGCGGAAGAUCGUACCACAAUGUUGCCGAUCUGUAGAGCGAUCGCACUCGUCGAUAGUUGCCCAAGCCCGUACGAUAAAGAAGCUCUACGAUUUAAGAAAGGAGACAUUAUCGACGUGCUGUCCAUGAACGCGUCCGGUGUUUGGCGGGGGUAUGCGAACGGUCGGUUAGGACACUUUAAGUUCAUCAGCGUGGAGGUUCUGCCCGAUCUGCCGACAACGGGUUUGAAGGGCUACGGAGGCAAACUGGUGAGUCGGCACCGUUUACCCACGAGCUGUCCUACGAGCGUGGAAGAGCUGCUGCUCCGGAUCGGUCUGAAGGAAUACACAUCAGUGUUUGUGCUCAACGGGUACGAAGAUUUAGAACUAUUCAAGGAGUUGGAACCGUCCGAUCUGGAUUACCUCGGUAUUGGAAAUACGGAGCAUCGGGCAAAGAUACUGGCCGCCGUUCAGCUGCUUCACGACUUGGACUCAACGUCAGAUGGUGACGUCGCCGGUUCCAGCUCGGAAAACGACGAAGGCUUGCGGUUGAACCACGUCAACUGUUCCAGCGGUCUCGGCGGUGGACUGAGCGGUGGAAGUGGCAGCACGACGCGUAGUAGCGGAGACCACCAAACGUCACCGUUUGGCCGGCGGAGCUUUCCACGUGAUUCCGGAUGCUACGAAGGUUCGCCGGUACCGUCCUCGCAAGGUUCGCACAAUGCCCACAACUCUUACCAGCAGCAGCUGCACCAUCUUCAGCAGCAGCAGCAGCAGCAGCAGCAACAUUCGCACAACAACGGACCAGCGUUGCAGCAGUCGCAGCAGCAGCAACACGCCAACAUGGCCACGCUAAUGACCGCGCAUCAUCAUCACCACCACCUGCACCAUCAUCUGUCCGACAACGAGACGAACAAUCUGGACUCGGUCGUGGCCCAGUGCUCGAAUGAAAUCCUGAAGCGCGUCGAGUCGGCCCGCCGCUUCAACGGUACGACCGAGCGCGGUUCGUCCAAAACCAUGAACAGCCGGACGAUGGCCAAGAAGGGUGGUCUGCUGGGUGGGGGCGGUAGCGAUGGUGGCGGUGGGAUGGUGAUGGUCGGUGGGGUUGGUGUUACCGGGGGCAGUAGCGGCGGUGCGCUCAGUGAAAAGUCGAGCGAUUCCGGCGUUAGCAGCAGCAGCCUGUCGUCCGGUCCGGCCAAGGGUAGCGGAGGGCUCUAGCGGCCCGCUCGUACGACGACGAUGCUGACCACGUACGAAGAUGCGACGGUGCGGAUGCUGUCGUGCUGUCCUUCGCUGUUACCACCGGAGCUGUUCGAAGGAGCGGAACGAACCUUAGCGUCCGGCAUCGAACGGUAAGUGGCGGUGUGAUAGUGUCGGGCCAUCUUGGGUCAAGUAACCACCGGUCGGCUGAUAGCCGCACUUCCGUUCAUGUGCAUAGGAAGCAAUACGCGCACAAUCUUAUGUUCCAAGUUAUCCAAGUCUAGUAUGAUAAGUUCCAGUGAGAUGGCAGACAAACUGUGCAGUGAUUCAUACGGGAACUCUCACAUAUACCCACCCACAGGGUUCUAUGCACUGCCAAAGGAUGUGCGAACGGGUAGGUUCGGAAACGAAUUGUUUGAGUUAAGGUCGGGGAAGAGCAAGAAAGGGAACAUCGAAUAUAAAAUGGCCGUAAAGUGAUGGUGAGUGAGCGACAGCUUCAAUCAACCAAGGCAAAAGUGAACCGAGAGUAAACAUGGGGACCGUUAUUGUGAUGCGUGUGUGAGACAGAUGGAGAAAGAGAAAGCGAGAGAAAGAGAUAGUGCAAGCAAAAAGGACGACACCCGUGUGAGUUGGAUAGCUGUGAAGUGGAGUGAAGCGUCGCUAGGAUGGAACCAGUAAAAGGAGCUGUUGGGCUGGCCGGGAAACCGUGACCACCCCUCGGCUCAGAUAUAUUGUGAUUUGUGAUUGUUAUUGAUGGUUGUUGACGGGUACGAAUGUGAUGCGUGAGAUUCGAAACGAAAUUCGUUCGAACCCGGGUACGGGACAUAAAGCUGGCAUCGAAGCUGAUG